This is a messenger RNA of Dufourea novaeangliae, 1034 nucleotides long. Its product is annotated as carbonic anhydrase 2-like. Lineage: Eukaryota; Metazoa; Arthropoda; Insecta; Hymenoptera; Halictidae. Gene Ontology annotation, cellular component: cytoplasm. Bases 1 to 873 code for a protein of 290 amino acids. Gene Ontology annotation, molecular function: zinc ion binding; carbonate dehydratase activity. The record is from RefSeq and is a predicted model, not a curated record. The transcript is spliced from 7 exons.
AUGUACAUUAUCAAGCUUAUGAUAUGUUUAUUGACAACCAAUCAACAUAUGUGGAUUGAAAAAUUCAAGUUGUGUGGUGGAAAACUGCAAUCUCCAAUAACAAUAUCAUCGUUCAAAUCAAUUGCUGUUCCUUUACCAGCCUUGGAAAUAAUUGGAUAUCACAAUUAUCUUCCAGGUAAAUUACAAUUAAGGAACAAUGGACAUUCAGUUACAAUGAGCAUAGAAAGUAAUCCAAGUAACAAACAUCUGCCAUGUGUAUUUGGUGCUGCACUUCCUGUAAACCAAGAGUAUGAAGUAGAUCAUUUGCAUUUUCAUUGGGGUGCAAAAAAUAACAGAGGAUCUGAACACAUUUUAAACGGUGUUAGAUACCCGAUGGAGAUGCAUAUAGUUCACAGAAAUAAGGCAUACUUGAAUUUAUCUGAUGCAUUAAACUAUGAAGAUGGUCUUGUAGUUUUAGGUAUCUUUUUUCAAUUGCAGGAAGAAGACAACAGAUUUUUAUAUCCUAUUUUGAAUGAUAUAAUAGAUGUCCAGUGGUUGAACAAAGGAACAAAACUAAACAUACCUAUAACAUUAGCCUCUUUACUACCUCAUAAUACAGAUAUAUUUUAUACUUACAAAGGUUCAUUAACUACUCCUCCAUGCAAUGAAGUAGUAACAUGGAUAAUAUUUUCAGCUCCUGUGCCAAUAUCCUUAGUUCAGUUGAACAAGUUUAGAUCACUUUUCAAUGGAGACGAUGUGUUAACAGAUAACUACAGGAAGUUACAAGAUAUAGGACUUCGAAAGGUGUACAUUAGAAGAUUAAAUUCAUAUCUAAUUACAAAACACAAUGGAACAAUUGUCAAUGCUACAAAUUUAGAUUGGUUUUGGCAUUAAAUAUAUUCUUGACAAGAUUUCCACGGAAACCGCAAAUACCGUGAUAAGUAAUAAACAUCUCGUAGUAAAAGUGUUAUGUAUUCCACAAACAUGUGAAUUCCAUUUAGUGGUUAAUCCGAGAACGUAGAAUAAUACUCUCUAACGGCUGGGAACCAGUAAUU